AUGAAUAAUAUAAAUAAAAAUGAAAUUUUAUUCAAAAAAAUCAUAAAUAAUAAAUUUAUUUUUAAAAAUUUUAUUUUUUUUCAUUUAAAAUUAUUUGAUUUACACUUAAACAGUAAUUUUAAAAUUAGAUCAUUGUUAUCUUUGUAUAAAUAUAAAUACAAAGAAUAUUUAAAAAAUGUUAUAGUUUAUAUAAAAGAUAGUGACGCUUUGGAAAGUCAUUUUCUAUCCCUUGCGCCACUCUACCAUACGAUUGAUAAUAUAAUAAUUAAAUUUAAAUAUAAUAAUAAUAAUAAUAAUAAUAAUAAUAAUAAUAAUAAUAAUAAUAAUAAUAAUAAUUUAAUAUUAUUUAAACCAGGAACAAUAAAUUCAAAGAUAUCAAAUAAUUUAAAAUCAUUAACAUUGAUGGGUAAUGCCACUGGUUCAACACUAAUAAUUUUACCAAAUUCUUUACCAGAUAAAUUAGAUUCAUUAAAUAUAAAAUUAAACAUAUGCAAUCACAAUAAUAAUAUAAUAAAUUUACCAGUUUCUUUAAAAUCACUAAAAAUAAACAAAAAUUUAAUAAUAGAUAACAUCAACUUUGCAAAUUUAUUAAAUUUAAAAAAAUUAAAAAUUAACUAUUUAAAUUUUGUUCGAAACAAUCAAUUUCAAAAUAAUAAUGACUUUAGUUUUUUAAAUAAUUUACUUUCAUUUAAAAUAUAUUAUUUCAAUAGUAAUUACAAUUAUAAUAAUAAUAAUAAUAAAAUAUUUAAUAAAGUUACACAAUUAAAAAUAAUCAAUGAUUUAAAUUUAAAUAAUAUUAAUUUUUUAAAUAAUAAUAGUAAUGAUUAUUUUAUAAAUUUAAAAAAAUUAAAAAUAAUAAAUAAUUUUAAUUUAAUAAAUCAAAAAAUAAAAUUUGGUAGUAGUUUUAAUAAUUUGGUAUAUUUAAAAUUUAAUAAUCAGUUUAGUGAAUGGGUCAGCUUGGGUAGUUUAGUGCAUUUAAAAACUUUAAUAUUUGGUUUUCAAUUUAAUAGGCCUAUUGAAAAAGAUGAUUUACCAAAUAGUUUGGAAUAUUUAGAAUUUGGAGAAUUAUUUAAUCAAAAUUUAAAAUCAGUUUUACCAAUAGCUUUAAAAACUUUAAUAUUGGGUUCAAAAUAUACACACGAAAUAUUAGGCAUUGAUAUUAUUCCAAGUAGUUUAACAGAGUUAGAUUUACCAAUUACCUUUCAAACUGAAAUUCAGAACAAUUCAUUGCCGCUAAACAGUUGUUUGAAAAAGCUAUCUUGUAAUAUCAAUUUAAAUGGCUUAUUAAAUUUACCACAAUCUGUAGAGUAUUUAAAUUUUUAUUAUAGCAAUGCGUAUUCGUUUAAAAAGGUUUUAGAACUCCCAGAAUCAGCUAAAACAGUCAAAUUUAAUGGUGCUUUUAGUCAUAGGAUCGAUGGUUUAUUUUUUUCAAAAUCGCAACAUAUAGAAACUUUAAUUUUCAAUAAUUCGUAUAAUGAGCCAUUACCAAUAGACAGCUCGUAUUACCCAACCAAUUUAAAAUCUUUAAUUUUUAAUGGUAGGUUAAAAGGUCCGAUACCAUCCCUACCAAAAUCGUUAACAAGGUUAUCUCUUUCAAAUAAUUUAAAUCAAGAUUUCUCAACCUCUAAUAUUUUACCAAAAACAUUGCAAAGAUUGGAUUGCAGAAAUUCAAUACCAACUUUACCAAAAGAAUUCUUUUUUGCUUUACCAAGCUUGGUUUGCCUGACAUGCUAUGGUUCAAAUCAUAAAUUUUUAUCAUCUUUGGAUUUAGAAAACUCAAAUCUAUUAUUUAUUUUAAAAGUUUUAAAUAAAAAAUAA
Messenger RNA from Dictyostelium purpureum, 1818 nucleotides. RefSeq lists its product as uncharacterized. NCBI's taxonomy places the organism in Eukaryota, Evosea, Eumycetozoa, Dictyosteliales, Dictyosteliaceae. The record is from RefSeq and is a predicted model, not a curated record. The transcript has 2 exons. Bases 1 to 1818 code for a protein of 605 amino acids.